Messenger RNA from Oldenlandia corymbosa var. corymbosa, 1528 nucleotides. NCBI's taxonomy places the organism in Eukaryota, Viridiplantae, Streptophyta, Magnoliopsida, Gentianales, Rubiaceae. The record is from the annotation of a GenBank genome assembly.
AUGUCAAUUCCCAAUUCUGCAAGUUUGGAUCCCGGAUCAAACUACUACAGUAUAGUUAUGGGUCUUCCCGCCAUAAAGCUAGCUAGAUCUACUGAAGACGGAUCUGCGCAGCAAACGGAUGAAAAUUCGCAGGGAGAGAGUACAAGUUUCAAUUUUGGAAUUGUCCCCCGCAAGCGCAGAUCAGCUAAACCAAUCAUAUUAGCGGGCUGGAGGAAUAAGGGACUUCCAGAGACAAACAAUCCAGGUAUCCAAGGGCUCCCAAGUACAAAUGAUAAUGUAUAUCAGGGCCGAGGCAAAUCAAUACCUGAUGUGAGUAUUUCAAAUUCUACCGGGGCAAACCGUUCCUCUUUUCGAAGCUUGCGAGUUCGUGGACAAAGAAGAGGUCACAUAAAUUCCUCUCUACUCGGGAAGUUAGACUCCAAAACAUUUGAGGAUUUCAUGGAGCAUGUAUGGAGCACUUGUCCUGGAGAGAGAAGGAAAUCGUUCUAUCGCAUCGAUAGCUUGUGGUUUCACCUUUACUCCAAGAAACCUUCAAGAGAAAGGGUGUUAAAUUGGGUUAAGAAGAAAGAUAUAUUCUCCAAGAAAUAUGUUUUGGUUCCCAUUGUGUUGUGGUCUCACUGGAGUCUUUUGAUCUUAUGCAACUUUGGUAAGACCCUCCAAACUGUAUCUCCUUGCAUGUUGUUGUUGGAUUCCCUCCAAGAAACAAAUCCUAGGAGACUUGAACCUGGAAUAAGAAAGUUUAUUUUGGACGUAUAUCACUCUUACCAAAUACCGGUAACUACGGAAUCCAUUCAAAAAAUCCCUUUUCUGAUUCCUAAGGCAAGUUGUUUUGAGCCUUUUUUUUCUUAACCAAGUGAUAAGGUUGUUAUUUUACUGAUUCAGUUGACAAAUGAUUUCUGUUUCAGAUUCCGCAACAGAGAAAUGGUGAAGAGUGUGGAAGUUUUGUUUUGUAUUAUAUCCGCUUAUUCAUAGAGAAUGCUCCGGAAGAUUUUAGCAUUAGUGGUUCCGAGGGCUACCCUUACUUUGUGAGUUUAUAUGUUAUAUACAUCUGAAGAUCAUAAGAAUUUAGAUUUCAUUUUUUACUUGUCUGUCUUCAUGCUUGAGUAACACUUUUUUCGAAUGCAAAUUGAUAGAUGAAAGAGGACUGGUUCGCCUUCGAAGAGUUAGAUAAAUUCUUGGAAGAACUGGAAGUCGAAAAAAAAUCUAAGAGCUUAGAUGAAUAGACUUCAAUAGUAGCUGCCUGUUGUACAAUUGUUAUAUGUAACCAGAGAUUAGCUCCCUAACUUCGGCAGUUUUCUGGUUUGUUUAACCAUUUAUAGCCAAUUCAUGACUUAGGUUCAAAUUCUGGUUUGUUUAACCAUUUAGAGCCAAUUCAUGACUUAGGUUCAAAUCACCAAAGUACGUUGCUUAGAAGAGAUGGCCUUACAAAGUAAUCCAUUAUUUAUCCUUUUUCAACUUUUGUCUACAGUAAUGUGCCCGUUUGAGUUUAUUUAUCCUUUUUCACCUUUUGUCUAUAAUAAUACCCUUC